AUGGAUAAAGACUCCAUCACUCUCGACAUUCCAGAGCUCGAUGAAAUCCCAACCAUAGAGCUCGACGGCUUGGGCUCCCUGGACUCAAUAGAAAACGGGUCUAUCGACUCCUCCAGCGAGGAAGUAGAUAAUAGUGCCAUUUCAAAAAUACAUGAAUACCUUGAUAAGGACUUGGAGGAUCAGGACCUUUUGAUAGAAAAGCUGAAGGCAUUCGAGAAGAAGCUGGAUGAUCAUAUUAAUGGUCACAAGACUCAUAGAACUUAG
This is a messenger RNA of Encephalitozoon hellem ATCC 50504, 264 nucleotides long. RefSeq lists its product as uncharacterized. The transcript has a single exon. The record is from RefSeq and is a predicted model, not a curated record. The coding region runs from base 1 to 264 and encodes 87 amino acids. Lineage: Eukaryota; Fungi; Microsporidia; Unikaryonidae.